Thecamonas trahens ATCC 50062 is the source of this 7554-nucleotide messenger RNA. RefSeq lists its product as uncharacterized. The transcript has 2 exons. Lineage: Eukaryota; Apusomonadida; Apusomonadidae. The record is from RefSeq and is a predicted model, not a curated record. The coding region runs from base 1 to 7554 and encodes 2517 amino acids.
AUGUAUGGUGAUCUGUUGACACCGGUGGUCUCUGCCAGCUUGUACUGGGAGGAGCGUGUGUUUGCCACUGCUGUCGACAUCGACUGCGACGGCCGGACAGAUCUCGGCAUCCACAACAGCCGCGGCCUCUCGUUCAUUCCCUCCGGCUCGCCUUACACCAGCGCUCCAAGCUCUGGCCCGCCCAUCCCACCUGGUGCUGCGCCGCAGUACGAUGUUGCCGAGCCGGCGGACCAGCUCGCAGGCUGCCUGACCCGGGAAAUGGGGCCAGCUGCGCGUAUGGGUGACGUCUUUGCGCAGCCGUGGUACAAGGCGCCCGGAGAUGUCUCCGCCGUCGCGCUGCAUGACGCAUGGGCCGGCGAUCUCAACAAUGAUACCGUCCCGGAUGUCGUCAUCUCACGCACCGAGGGCAUCUUUACCAUCCAGGGUGUCGCUUCUGGCCGCUGGCCGCUGGCCCGUCCGCCUCUCCCGGCCUUUGAUCCCGCGUACGUGCUCUCCUCUGACCGUCAGGCCGUCUCUGUUUUUGACAUCGAUGUCGACGGUGACAACGACGUCGUCUGGUUCUCGGAGAGCAGCGAUGCUGGAGGCGCUAGCGACCUCGUCUGGUUCGCCAACACUGGCAACGGCACCUUUGAGUUGCCCGCCCGUGUCAUCGAGCCGUACGACUCGGCCGAGGGCUGGGUCUGCUCCCUCGACGUCGCAGACAUCAAUGCCGAUGGCUUUGUCGACAUUGUCUGGCUCACCGACAAGUCCGGCAACGUCUUUCUCAAGCACGGUACCGGACCGGGUACCUUUGGGCCCCGUAUGCCUCUCACCCCCGCUUACGGCUGGGCUGGUUCACUCCACUUUAUGGAUUAUGACUCGGACGGUGACCUCGAUGUCUUGCUCCCGGCGCAGGACUCUGACGUAAUCAUGAUCUACAUCAAUGACGCGGCUACGCCCACCUCCGACUUUGUGCCCGGGACCCCUGUCCUUGCUGCCUCGUAUGACCGCAUGCGCGAUGCCACUGUAGGCGAUGUCGACGCUGACGGCGACGACGACAUCGUCUUCCUCCGCUCAUACCCGAACCAAGUCGAGUACCUCCGCCACGAUGCCGGCGCCACCUACUACCGCACCCAGGUCGCCAUCACAGGCAUGCCUGCACAUGUCUACCGCGCACGCCUAGGUGACAUCAAUAAUGACGGUUACCUCGAUGUGUGCGGCGUCGGCAGCUACCUCUGGAUCUUCUGCUCGCUCUACUCGACCUCAGUCUCAACCUUUCUCGACCCGCCGCUCGUUGUCGCCCAGCUCUACGACGUCUCCGCCACUACGUUUGAGAUUGUCGACAUGGACUCGGACGGCCUCCUCGAUCUCGUUCUCGGUGCUGGGCCGCCAACCGGUAAGAACGCCGGUCGCGCCCUCUUCUACCUCCGCAACGAUCCGCUGUACUCCAAGCGCUUCUCAGUCCGCCACCCUGUCGGUAUCCUCGGGGACACGCUCGGCCAGAGCCAGCCCAACGCCAUCGGCGACCUUGACGGCGAUGGUGUGCCCGACUUUGUCGUCGCCUCCUCCCACGCCGCGCCUAGCGCGCUUUCGGUCUAUGUCACCGCAGGCCCUGGAACCGCCAGCGGUGGCGCUGGGCUACCAGCCUACCCCAAUGCCAUCGCGCAGGUCCAUGCCGAUGACGCCCGCACCGUCUUUGUGCAGGAUGUUGACGGAGACGGCGAUUUCGACGUUCUCUCUCCGCUCGCCUCGGGUGACGUCGUCCUUCUCCGCAACACCCACGUCGAGACGUCGGCAUCGCCAGGCGAUCCGAUUGCCUUUGCUCCUGCUCUUGUUGUCGGUCGCGCCCAGAGCGUCGGUGACAUCCCGGUGGCCGCCACCUUUAUCGCCCCCGAUGGCGUUGGGGUUGUGUGGCAGCCGCUCUUUGGCGACAGUUACGUGUGGCUCUAUCUCGGCAUCGACUGGGUGACAACAACCGAGGUGGCCGCCACCAACCUGACCACAGCCGGCACCUGCGCCGGUGCGCUCACAGUCGUUGAUCUGGACGGCGACACCUCGCGCGACGUUGUUCUCACUUCUGACCGCGAUGUCAUCGCCAUUCUCGACAUCCGCGGCGUCGGCCUUGCCAAUCUCGACGCCGACGGUGGGCUUCGUAUCGUGGUUGCCUCCAUGGGAGCCGCUACCUUUUGCAAUGCAAGGGCACAGCUCCAGGUUGCGCAUCUCAACCCGGCCGACGACAGCCUGCUUGACCUCGUACUCGUUAUCAACCAUGAGAUGGCCGUAUUCUUUGGCCUCCCACCCACGCCAUCCGACCCCGUCGUGUAUACUUCGUACCGGCCGCUGCCCGACAUUGGGCUGCCAUCCGCCGUCGCCGACGGCUUUGCGCUCACCGACUACAACUCUGACGGCUACCUCGAUGUCAUGCUCAGCGUCGACACGCGCCUCGCCGCUGUGACCAAUCUGGGAUAUCCCGCGGCAAUGCGCGGCCAGAUUGACGUCCACAACAAUCGAUAUGGAAACUUCCGCUCGAUGGUCGUUGGCGACUGGGACCAUGACUCGCUUGUCGACCUUAUUGUCUACAACAGCGAUCAAACGCGCAUCCACCUGUAUACCGGAGGCGACGCGUUUAUCAGCUACCCGGUCUUCAGCUUGGGCUUCCACGCAACUUGGAUGGGCUCGGUCGACAUCGACAUGGACGGCCGCGAGGAUCUGCUGAUGGCAACCCAGUCGAGCGCCGGCUAUCAGAUGCGCUGGAUCCCCAACUCGGGCACGCUCCCGUUCUUUGAUCCUGCCCAGAAUGUCAUCAUCGACGAUGGGACCGGCGUAUUCAAACUCGCUAACGACAUUGGCGUCGCUCCCAUCGACGCGGACAUGUGGCCUGACCUUGUUGUUGUCGGCCAGCAGUCAGAGAAUCUGGUAUUUUUUCGCGGCAAUCCCGACUCGUCGACGCGAUUUGAUCCGCCCUACGUCCUGGCUUCUUGGUCGUCGUCUUGCACCAUGGAGCGGUUCAUGCAGGUUGUCGAUCUAACUGAUGAUGGCCUUUUUGACUUUGUUUUUGCCUGCUCAACCUCGGGCACCGUCGAGGCGUACAUCUCAGGCGGGCCUGGUGGUAGCGGCGAGCCUUGGACGGUCUCGUAUGUCGGAGCUAUUGCCUCGACGGGCGCUUUUGCUGUGACCGGCCUCGAGCUCGUAGACAUCAACAGCGACGGGCUGGUCGAUGUGGUGCUCGUGAGCGAUGCCGGAGCCAGCGCCAUAUCAUAUGCGAUCAACAUCGGCAGUGCGAGCUUGCCGUCCUUCUCACCGCUCCAUCCAUCGACCCUCACGGUGGACACAAGCACAUUUGCGCCACAGCCCGAGGUUGCUGCGGCAGCAGCGACGCUUGCCAUCCUCGACGCGAAUAUGGACGGCGCGCCUGACGUACUCGUUAUGUCGAAUGGCCGACGGCUGCUUGGCAUCAACCAGUCACCGCUGCUUGCUGCUACCGAGUUCAACCACACCCAUCCUGGUGUGGGCGCGGCGCUGUUUGCCUCGGUCGCCCGCCUGUACGACGACGUGGCGGAUACGACAUCUGAUGCCAACAAUAUUGCUGUUGCCGACAUAGACGGCGAUGGGCUCCCGGACUGGCUGGCGGUACUGACAGGCGGGUCAUACAAGAAGGUCAUCUACUCGGGUAUGGCCUCGAUGUGGCGGCUCUCGCGGCCAGCGGCCACCUUUCGGGUUGACGUUGCCGGCUGCGGAUACACGCUCGCUUGUGUGCUCCGCGAGGUCGUUCUUCGCGCCGGCUCGGGUCUCAACGACACGAUUGUUCUUCCGGCUGGCCGCUACACUGGGUGUUGGAGCGAGCCGUACGUUGUUGGCAAGAGCGUCCGGCUCCGUGGCGAGGGUAACGUGGUCAUUGACUGUACCCGUUCUCCCGACACGGACGUAGCGGCCGCGUCGACGCUGUUUAGGAUCGAGAGCGCAGACGUGGAGCUGACGCUCGCAAACAUGGUCAUCACCGGCGCGGUUUCGGGUGAGAAACGGUUUGGCGGCGGCGCGUUCGAGGUCAACGCCGGCACGCUGCGGCUGGAGCAUGUGCAGGUUGUUAACGCCACGGCGCUGACGGCGAGCCAGCUCUCGGUGGCGUCGCCGGUGGUCGGAUUUGGCGGUGCAGUGCUGCUGCGCGGUGGCCGACUCGAGGCAGUCGACAGCGUGUUUGCGAGCAACACGGCCGAGCACUCUGGUGGCGCAGUGGCUGCGAUCGGGACUGCGGUCGAGAUCAUGUUUGAGCGAGUGGCGUGUGUCGAUCAUGUUGCCGAGGUUGCCGGCGGUUGCGUCUUUCUCGAGUCGGCCGGCGGUGCAUCGUCGCUCACGCUUCGCGGCUCCGAGCUGGCGCGCAACACAGCGGUGGGCACGUCGCCUGCGAUCGCUUCUGCGCGCCGCGGCGGUGCGACGUCGGUGAUUCUCCUUGCUGGGAUCUGCAACGUGAGAGUCGAUAGUGGCAGUGUGUUCGCCCACAAUGCCGCGCGCGAAGCCGGCGGAGGCCUGUUUGUCCGCACCUCGAGUACUGCGCAGCUGUUCCUGUCCGGCAGUGACGCACUCAUCGAGCACAACAGCGCCCGCGGCGGCAACGGCGGUGGUAUCGGCCUGGUGGCGCUCGACGAGUCGUCUGUGGAUGCCACGUUUGCCAGCGGUAUGAUCAUUUCCAGCAACUCGGCCGCUGGCAGCGGCGGCGGGCUGGCUGCGUCUGCCGAGAGCCAGUCGGCGAGGUGCAGCGUGCAGAGCAGCGGCGGAUUGGUUCUUGCCCACAAUGUUGCCGACGUCCACGGCGGUGGCGGCUUUGCGACGGGUAGCGGAACCGAGUUUGAUCUCACCGGCGCGGCCCUGGAGCGGAACUACGCGCGGAGGAUAGGCGGCGGCGUGGCUGUUACCGGGACCGGCAUCGCGCGCGUCAGCUCGGGCGUGAUGCGGGGCAAUUCGGCGGCAUGGGGCGGUGCUGGCGGUGCCACGAGCAUGAGCGAGUACCUUGUCAUGCCGCUCGCCCGCAACGGGUUUGCGAUCGAGUCGUCUAGCGCAUCGCUGGAGGCGCUUCGUCUUGCAGACGACGAGGAGCUCAGCGCGCGGCAUGGAGGCAUCGGGUGCGGCGUGCGCGGAGAGCUGGCAAUGAGCGAUAUGCAGCUCGACGGGAACGUGGCGGUGUAUGGCUCGGUCGGGUUCGCUUGCGGAUCGCCGGUCCGGGUCUCGGGCGGUGCGACGCAAGUGACGUUUGACACCAGUGCGCGAGUCGGUGACGUGGCGCCGGCAUCGGGCCUCUUUUUUGCGUGCGUCACCGAUGCCGGAUACUGUGGUCGCGGGAGCGAUGAGUGUUGCCUGGCGAGCGCGCCAGUCGAGCUGCUCGGUCUGCCGUGGAUGUGGGCGGACGCCGCGAGCGUCCGCGCGCUCAACGACACACUGUCGGAUGUGAUGGCGAGCGUGGGGUACGGCCCGAUGGUGGCGACGCCGCUGGUGCAGCUGGAGUGGGAGGCAGGCCUGCCGGAGACAGUGUCAUCGGGUGCGCCAUUGGGAUCUGGAAGCGCCAUCGUGCGCGGAUACGACGGAUUGGGUCAGACUGUUGUCGACCCGCAGCUCAACGUAGGGAUGGGCUUUGUCAAGGCGAGCGACUCGGAGUCCUACGCGUUUGUGGGGACCGGGGUGCAGCAGCUCAUUUCGAGCGCGAGCGUGUCGUUUGGUGGCGUCGGCAUCGCGGCGCGAGUCGGAGCAGCAGUCGGCGUCCCGAUCGAAGUGCGAAUCGGGGUGAGCAAGUCUGCGGUGCCGUUGGCGGUGGUGCCCAACUCGGGUGUGUUUGGGAGCGUGGUGGUCCAGGCGUGUCUGCCAGGCUCUGGCGCGCUGCAGAAAGACGGAUCGGGUGUACUUGAGUGUGCGCUCUGCACCGAGGGCUCGUUCUCGGCGGAGACGUCGCUUGAGCCAUGCGAGGCGUGCCCAUCGACGACGGUGCUGACUGGAACGGGUGCGGUCGAGUGCCUGACGUGCCCGGUGCUUGCGCAGGUUGUACCGGGCUUUCUGCCUGUGCCUGGCCAGCCAAUCAACUGCACAUGCAUGCCCGGGGCCUGGUCUGUGAAUGGCAACGACAAUGUGGCGUGCGUCGAGUGCCCCGAAGGUGCAUCGUGCGCAGGCGGGCGGGCGCAGCCGGUGGCGCGGCCGGGCUACUUUCCGACGGCCGAUCCCGGGGUGUUCCUCGAGUGCCCGAACCGGGCAGCAUGCCCCGGUGGCGCGCCUUUUGUGUGCGCCCAGGGCUACACCGGUCGGCUGUGCGGAGCGUGCGAUCGCGGGUACUAUGCGCUCGGCGGAACAUGCUACAAGUGUGACAACCGGACACUCCCGUUGCUUGUGUUCUUUGUUGUAGUGGCUGUGGCGUUUGUGGGCCUUCUGGUGUGGCUCAACGCCAAGGAGGAGCUGAGCUAUCGGUUUGCGGCAGCGAUGAUCGGGUUCAACUCUCUGCAGAUCAGCGCGAUGUACGGGCAGUUUGAGCUGCCGUGGCCGAACUUUGCGUCACAGUUUUUCAACGUGGUCUCGUUCUUCAACCUCAAUCUGGAUCUGAGCUCGCCAGAGUGUGCAACGUUUACCGACAACGUGUGGCUGCUCAAAUGGUGGCUGACGGUGAGUCUUCCGCUACUGUUCUGCCUUCCGUUUGCAAUUGUUUACUGCAGCGUGAUGGUGAACAAGCACCACGUUGCGCCGCGGCUGGGGCGCGCAGUGGCGAUUACGGGCGGUGCGCUGCGUGACGCGUGCCGGCGCGCGUACCUCCAGCUGAUGGUGCUGCUGUACCUACCUCUGUCGGCGAUGGCGAUGAGCUAUCUGCAGUGCCGGCGCGACAAGGACGGGCGGUGGGUGCUCGAGGCAUCACCGUCGAAGAGCUGCUACGGGGUGUGGUACUGGAACUACUUUGGUCCUGCGGUUGUGUUCUGCCUCGGGUACGCGAUCGGUAUCCCGGGCGGGGUGUACCUGUUACUGACGCGUGUGCAGCGGCGGAGCGACCAGAUCCUGUUUGGGCUGCGGUACGCAUUCCUCGUAGGCCGAUUCACAGCGCUCAACUAUCGGUUCGAGGUGUGGAUCAUGGUUCGCAAGGUGAGCGUGGUGAUGGCGAUGACGUUUUUCCGGGCGCCGCUGGUCAAGGCGAACGUAGCGCUGUACGGCCUGGUCAUCUCGCUUUGUCACCUCGUGCAUGUCAAGCCGUACGCGUCGAACUUUCACAACCAGCUCGCGGUGGUGUGUCUCGCAUCGUGCGUGAGCGUGCUGUGGGCCGGCACGUCUGCGGUGCCCGAGUUCCGCGACACGGUGGCGAUCGGGGCGAUCGCCGUCAACGUUGCGGCGAUUGUGGUGGGCAACAUCAUUGACUUGGUGCUGAUCUGGCGGCGGAACUCCGAGGCUGAGAAGCUGUUUGACGGGCAACAAGCCAGAGACGGCGAGCUGGGAUUUGAAGGGCAGAUCGACAUGUUUGACGAUACUGUGUCGGUGACGUACAUUUGCGAGACGCUGGCGCCGAGUGCGCUCCCGGUGCAACAUGUGGCUCUCGAGCGGCGAUGGCUCGAGCAGUAG